Messenger RNA from Hyalella azteca, 5811 nucleotides. RefSeq lists its product as uncharacterized. The record is from RefSeq and is a predicted model, not a curated record. The coding region runs from base 332 to 3955 and encodes 1207 amino acids. Lineage: Eukaryota; Metazoa; Arthropoda; Malacostraca; Amphipoda; Hyalellidae. Gene Ontology annotation, molecular function: protein binding. The transcript has 5 exons.
CUUUACUUGGCAUAACGAUUAUCUUCCUGCAGAAAUAAACUUAGCUGUGCAGUUCAGCAUUGAGUGAGUACAGCUGAGCUGAUGAGCGUGUAGCUGGUCUGUGGCUAGCAUGAGCGUGUAGUAUGAACGUGUAGUUGGUGAGUGACUAGCAUGAUCGUGUAGCAUGAGCGCGUAGUUGGGUUGUGACUAGCAUGAGCGUGUAGUUGGUCUGUGACUAGCAUGAACGCAGCCUCGUGACGACAUCGGGGAGGAUAGUUCAGGGCGCCACAGCCCUGCACGCUGCACACACACUAUCACACCUAACAGGACUGAAUGCAACGGACAAAGCACAAUGGCCGCUCUACCGCAGUCGGCCACCAGACACAGCGUCUUGGCACAGCACUUGGCUCAGUUGUUCGCACUACAGGCAUUAUUAUUGCUGCUGGGGGUAACGUCCCCGCGCAACACACUAGCUUUUCCUCAGAGUGUCAUCCCCCACGACGGUGACAUCGGUACGGAACCAUCGUACGAGCACUUCAUUGAAGAUGCGGGGGGUGCCUGGGAAAAAUUGAAUUCGGGCAUAUCGGAAACGGCUGAGCCACAAAAAAAUAACGUUGCAGGGAACAUACUAAUCGACACAAACGGCAAUUUCAGAAAUGAAGAUGUAAAUGCAGCUGAAGUGCAAUCAAAAACAGAAGCAUCUAAGACAAAACCGAGAAUUUCGAUAAUGAAAGAUGCUCCGCAAACAUGGAGGAGCCUUGGUCUCGAGUCUGCUUCGCUUGCUCGUGAUGUUCAGGAAGAAGGCAGACGAUCUCAGGAAUUAACGAGCUCCAACCUACAGCAGAACAAAGGAAAUAUCCGAAACAUGUGCCCUGUUGACUGCAAAUGUGGCCUCAUUACCGGCGUCACGUGUUAUUCACCCAGUGACACAGCAGAGCUUCCAGUAGACUUCCCAGCUGGAGUUAAAGUUUUGACUCUCUUCGGAUAUAAGAAAAUCUCACAAGAGCUUGUUCAACUAACGGAUCUCAGAGAACUCAGUGUAUACGAUGGAAAUCUCACGGUGCUGCCGUCGUUACCUGAAUCCCUAAUGCACCUACGCAUCACUAACAGCAAUUUGAGAGACGUUAGAGCUAUCCGAAAUUUGCCCCGCUUAUUAGCGCUCAACAUGGCUCACAACAAUAUAACUGAAGCAGAUCUCUCAAUGUUGGAUGAUCUCUUAAGCUUAGACAUGUCAAAUAACCCUCUACGAAGAAUUCCUAAACUUCCGACCAGUUUGACAAUUUUAGACUUACACAGCACGGACUUGAUGGAACAAGCAGCAACGUGGGACGUUUAUUUACCAAACUUGAAGCGCCUUAUCCUCACCGAAAUGAAGACGACACAACCACCAUACUUAAUACUGCCCAAAUUGGAAUACUUGGAUAUGUCCCAUUCAAAAAUCAGAACAUUACCCUACCUGUCGUCACUACCUAAUUUGAAAGAAAUCAAUCUCGCCCACGUGAAGAUAUCCGAAGCUCUCCAGGUUCAUUUUAAAGGAGCGUACGAGUUAAUGAGAAUUGAUUUAAGUUAUACAAAUGUGACUAAUUUACCUGACAACAUCUUUGCUGGCAACCCUAAGCUGAAGGAAAUAAGACUUCAUCACACCAGUCUUCAGUCAGUAGGCGAUUAUACCUUCCAUGGUCUGUGGAAUCUCGAGAAACUGAUUUUGAGCUACAACCCUAACUUAGUAAGCAUUGAUGACAAGUCCCUGGAACCGCUUAAAAAGCUCAAAAUAUUAGACAUAUCGAAUGCGUCAAUAAGAGUUCUGCCUUAUUCAAUCAGGGGGUUGAACUUGACAAAUUUGAUAGCGAACAACCUCACCCUCCUUUGUGAUUGUCAUGCCUAUUGGUUGCCUAGUUACCUUUCUUCCAUUAGUGGCACUGAAAUGAUCUUUUUGGGACUCGAUGCGAUUAAAUGUGCCGAUGGUGUCACAAGAACUACAAGCGAGUUAGAAGACCACAUUUAUAACCAAAACUGUCAAGCUCCUGACAUAUUGUCUCCGCCUGACGUGACUUUGCGGCGAGGCGAGGGCAAAACAGCACUUCUCGAGUGUAAUGCAACAGGGUUCCCGCUGCCCACAAUCAUCUGGAUAUCCCCGAAUAAAAAAUAUUAUUCGCACAGCCACAUCGAAGUACAGCCCUGGUACAGUGUCAAGUUCAGACACGUAGUUGAAAGUCUCACGUCCCCCGACGACGACGACGAGCUUAACGACAAGAUCCAGCCUUUGAAGUCAGGGCAAUUGCUGAUUCAGAACAUGUCUCGCGAUGACGUUGGAUUGUAUAGAUGCAUUGCUGUGAACUCACUAGCCAGCGUCGUGUCGACAACUUCGUUGUGGCUCACUGUUGAUGAUCGCGAGGCUUAUGAAAUAAGGACUUUGUUAUUCGGUUUGGCCUGCGCCAUGGCUUUCCUUCUAACCACCCUGGUCGUGCAGCUCAUCAGAUACGUCAUGGAUAGGAUGGGCUGGGAAUGCUGCUGCUGCCGUGACCGACUGUCCUCGCGAGCGAUGCAGGUCAAGAAACUGCUCGAGAGCAUCGAGUCGUACAAGUCUCAGCAGCUCGAGAGGCUCAGAGACAACUAUAAUUCGCAGGUGGUCACCAUAAAAGAAAGCUGCUACCAACAAAUGGAGCGCCUCAGUGAGAGCUACACUACACAAUGCAAAAAUUUGCAAAGCAUCAAAGACUACAGCGCACAGCAGCUCACGACAGCCAGGGAUCAAUACGUGGAACAGGCGAAUCGCGUGCGAGAUUAUUCGGUGAGUCAGAUGAACAAAGUCAGCGAAAACUACGUGUUCCAACGGCAGCGGAUUCGCAAGUUCAGUGCACAUCAGCUCUUCAAGUUGCGCGAGACUUACAAGUACCAGCAGAAAACGCUCAACAAAAUACUUGAAAAUAUCCCGGACUUGUACUUGCAAAAUUGCCGUACCGGAGGAAGCUGCAACCGAGGUGACUCAAUGGUCUUUGAUGAUGAAAUUCACGGGAUUGAUGCGUAUUACCGGCUAGAUUUUCUUCACCCUUUAGGAGCAAGUACGGAAAGCUCUGAAGAUAUGUACUACACUCCGUCCAGCACGCUUACAAAAGUACAGCGACAAGCGUUCAUACAACAACACAGACGAAAUCAUUCAAGCUGCAGUGCGUCUACGAACGAAUACCACGAAGCCGCUCAAUCCUGGGCCUCAAAUACCCCUUCAGUUCAGAGCCCUGGAACAUCUCCUUCACACUUGACUACUCAGCCACAACCAACAGUUAACGGCAAGUGUAAGUCACUGAAACAUUCUAGGAGCUUGAGUUAUUCAGUCGGUAAACAAACGAACAAAGGACACGCGCUGUCACAUAGGAGAACACACAGCGCUAACUUACACACGAAAAGCCCGAUCGUAAAAGUGCAUCUCACCCCAACUCAGGUAGACAAGAAUUGCAGGCAACCGCAGCGACCGAAGUCGACCGACUUCAGUUCAGAUUUGCAAGCUGCAACUCUGGUAGUGCAAGGCAAUGCUUCAGAUACCGAAGCUACAACCAAACGAAAGAGUCCAACCGAAAGCGAGAUUAGCGGAAGCCCAAGAGCAUCCACUUCUAUUUGUAAAUCCUCAUUGAUCCUUGAACCGGCAGACAAAUUGGAUGAAAUAGCAACAUUUUUAGCCGACCCAGUCGUGAGAAAAAAUUCGGACGCAACAAAAACAGAAUCAAGUACUUCACGAAUAAUAGGUACGCUCGACGCGAGUGCGAAACCUGGUGAUAGCGACUCGAAAUCAGUGGUGAGCUUAGAAGGAAAACGUGAAGCACUAUUGUCUGAUCUCAGUGAAGCAAAGAAAGAAGCUAGCAGCAGGAAGAGAAGUCUGUCUAGAGAAGGUAGUAAAGAAAUUGAAGGCAGGUUUGCUCUAGCUUCCGUCACAGAAGAUCAAGAGCCAGGGUCGUCUACCUCCACCGAGUCCCACUUCUAAAUUACCUGAAGCCGUCAUUAUAAUUAUAAUGUAAGUGGAAGAAUAUUCAUAUAUUUUCAUGGUAAUCCUAAAUAAUUAUCUCGUGAACUUCAUAAAUGCUAAAUAUAGUUCAAGAGAAUGGAAAAUACAGAGUAGACCAGACACGAAAUUUUCAAUACCAAUCGUCCGUAACUCCAGGCUUAAGCUACUUAAUCCUAUCCAUAGGAUAGGAUUAAGUUGACUAGUAUGCACGCAGACUAUGGAUUAUAUCGAUAGUCUGCGUGGUUGUGAUACCGGACCGGUAUUAAAGUAAAUUCCAACCUAACCUUAAAGUGAAUAGCAACUUCUUUACACGCAAAUUAAAAGUGUUCAUGGGAUGAAUAUUGACUUAAAAUAGAAAGUAAAAGCGAUCGAUGUUAUGCGGUAAAUAAGGGUACAACAAUGCUCGGCCUAGGCUAAAUAAUAACAAAACUGAAUGGCAGAAUAAAUGCCAUCAGGCAAUCAUAGUAAUCGGAAAAGUGCAGUUUAAACGGAGAAGUCAUUAUUUUUGCUGAAGAAAGAUUUUUCCGUAGUGAAUAUUGUACUUGUCGUAGUUACAUAAGUUCGUUCAACAUCUACGAUGCUACAAUGCGGCUAGUGCUGCUCGAAACAAUGUUUUCUGCCUUAUUAAUUGUUGGGCAAUUUAAGUAGAAUUAGCAUUAUAAUAAGUAGACUCCAUUCAUCAAGUUGCUACAGUUUACGGCGGUCGCUGUCACGGUGUAAAAUAAAAGUUUUAGCUUCCACAACAAAAAGUAAGAGAUAAUAGAAUUACAAGCAUAUUCAUUUGGUGUUUUUUCAUUAACGUAUAACUAAAACGUCAAGUGCAUACGAUCUACUCGCUAGGAAAGAUAAUCAAUUUUUUUUCUCGUGAAAACACUAUUUUCUCUUAAAUAAUUACUGCGAACGUACACUUCUCAUUAUUCUAGCAAUCUAUAUAUGUCACUAUAACGGUGAUAAAUAUUUUUUCAGUGAAAUAAUGAAGCUAACGUACAAAGAAUUCAAAUGAUAUACAAAUUAAUAACUCCGUGCCAAUAGUCGUAAUAAAAUCGGACCAAAAUGAACCCCAUGCAGUAAUAUCUAAUAAACGGCGAGCAAUAAUCCUAUAACCGAUGAACACCUCAAAUACAGUCCAGUACAUGCACUUUUCAUUCGUGAAUUGAAACAAUACACCAAUAUAUUUUUACAAAUUUUCGGUUUCAAGAUUACUACUCUAAAGAUUUCUGCUAUCGAUUUAUAAGCCGUAAUUGAAUUCUGCUUGCGGUGGAAAAGUUCCAUGAAAGAGCGCACUUCUCAGUUGUGUACGCGAAUAAAGAAAGUAUGUGUCUGGCCUUGAUACAAGUAGCUAAACUUAGGCACGGUUAUAUAAGCACUCUCCACUGUUGACCGUACCGUAUAUAUAGUCAAUGGAAUGUGACCCUUGAAUUAUGUGGGAUAUAAAGGAUGAUAACAGUAGUUAGAAAAAACACGAUCCCAAGUAUGAGAAGAAGGUUAUUCUCAUUUGCAAUGUGACAGAAAGAGUAAUAACGUUAUUUGGCAUAAAAUAUUUGAGUUUUAUGUCGUACUUUUGAAUACAUUUUUAUGUGAGUGUUAUGUAUACAAGAUUUCCACGACAGCCAUAUUUGGGCUCAGAAGACUGAAAGAAGUGUUAGCAUUACUGCCGGUAUUUAUGUCAUAUUUGGGCUCAGAAGACUGAAAGAAGUGUAAGCAUUACUGCCGGUAUUUAUGUCAUAUUCGGGCUCAGAAGACUGAAAGAAGUGUUAGCAUUACUGAGUCAUAUUUGGGCUCAGAAGACUGAAAGAAGUGUAAGCAUUACUGUCGGUAUUUAUGUCAUAUUUGGG